AUGUCCCCGGUCGCCGCGCAGCAGUUUAAAUCGAAUGCUCUGUUUCGUGUUCUUGCCUUCCUCGACAAUACCGGAGCACAGGCAUUUGCGCUAGACGCUGAGGUCGACGAGACCGGUAACUUUCGGAAUCCGGAGAGCGUGUUCGCCGUGGAUGCCGCCAUUACCGGCGUUCUCACAGCGGCCCUCGAUGCCCUGCGAGCCAACGUGCGUCGUCUCUUCACGGACGCCGCUGAGCAGCACGCACUGCUGACUGUGCUGGGUACCGGCGCGCCGGAACCGUCAAAGAAGGCGUCGCUGCGGAUCACCACCACUUCUGCGCCGCUACCGCCCGAAGAGGGCGGCGCCGCGCCGGCGGACUUGAGCAGUGACGAGGCCCUGCCGCAACAGGAAUCCUCCUCCAUCCCGCUUUCCUCAGCACCUGUAAGCACUGCCUGGAGCGAAGCAGCGUUGCACCCCACCUCUCUUGCGCACUACGCAGACGAUGUCGAAAACGAGAUUCCGAUUCACUUGCUGGUUCGACUACGCGAGGUGCUCAGUAUCCCCGCCGCGCCAUUAUGCUGCUGCAGCUGUUCUCCUUUUGUGGAGCAGCUCCUCAUCGACGGGCUUGAUGAGUGGCUUCGCCGCUGCCGGGUCGAUGAGGUGAAGCGGAUGAUACUAGCGUGCGGCGUUCAGCCUACGGUGUUGAACUCGACAUUCAUGCAGAAGCGGGCAUCCGAUGCACAAGACGCUGCUCUGCCCGAUGCUCUGGCAGAUUUCGUGGUGGACGUUGUCUUCCCUGUGCCCGCACAGGCAGGCAAGGCGUCGGCGAACGCGUCGAGCACCGCCACCGCGGAGGCGCUCCAAGACUGGCUCAUCCUAUCCUUCGAGAAGAAUCACGAGGCCGUUGACAUCGAAGACGAAGAGGCUUCGGCGAGCGGGCAAAGUGACUGCAGCGACAACAGCGGCACGAACAGCCAAGGUGAGAGGAAGCGCACCCGCACAGACAACACGCGUCCCUCGUCAGACGACAGGGACGGUCUCGGCGCGUGGGAACCGACAAAGGGCGAGGAGGUGCUUACGGCUGAGAACAUUGAUCGAUAUCUGCUUGAGUGCCCCCAGCGUAUUCCCAAAGAGAUCCUGCGAGAGAAGCGUAAGCGCAUCUCUGACGCAAGCAUCACGGAGUUUGAGCUGAAUCAUCACUACACAGCCGCUGAGCUCAAGAAGCUCGUGAAGGAGGGCCUGGGCACCAUGACCGCGUCCGAGGCGACGGACUUUAUGGAGUGUCCGGUGACAGAGGCCCAGGUGCAGCAAGCAGCACGAAUGACGCGCAAGGCGCAGUGUGUGGCGUGGAUACUGUCUGUCCACGAAGCUGCGGCAUAG
Molecule: messenger RNA, 1359 nt
Organism: Leishmania mexicana MHOM/GT/2001/U1103
Lineage: Eukaryota; Euglenozoa; Kinetoplastea; Trypanosomatida; Trypanosomatidae
Exons: 1
Coding region: 1-1359 (452 amino acids)
Source: RefSeq, a predicted model, not a curated record